Solanum pennellii is the source of this 1541-nucleotide messenger RNA. Its product is annotated as beta-taxilin. Lineage: Eukaryota; Viridiplantae; Streptophyta; Magnoliopsida; Solanales; Solanaceae. The record is from RefSeq and is a predicted model, not a curated record. Gene Ontology annotation, molecular function: syntaxin binding. The transcript has 11 exons. Bases 165 to 1271 code for a protein of 368 amino acids.
UGUUGAAGAAAGACGAAACCAGGAGCCGUCAUUUGUAUUUGUCGUCAUCAUCAGUAUCAGUAAUAUAUAAGUGUCAGCUUGAACCCUGUUGUGGCUAGCCAGCCUUCUCCUCUCCCCCCCUCUCUCUCUGACACUUACUAGGGCAUUUUCUCUGAAAAUCACUGAUGGAAAGUGAGAACCCUGCCGCAGAUCAGCUUCCAGAGGCAGAAUCGUUGCCAGAUGGUUUCAGCUCAACCACUGACCCGCUGCCACCCCAACCACACCACAAGGAGGAAAACUUAAUUCAUCCCCAGCCUACCAACUGUGAAAAAUCACAUCCCAAGUAUAUGGAGGACUCUGGAGGAGACCCGAGCCAAAAUAUUUCAGCUGUCAAGGAGAUAUCAUUACCAGAGAGUGUUGAAAACAAAAAAGUAGAUGCCUCUGAAACCAAACGGAAGAUGGUAAAACGUACCUUUAAGUCUGAAAAAGAGUUUUUGGAAUUCACUUUGAAGUAUCAGCAGGUUCUUGCAGAAAGAGAUUCAGCUAUUGCUGUUCGGGAUAAACUGGAGUCAUUGUGCCGUGAGUUGCAGCGCCAAAACAAAGUAUUAAUGGAAGAAUGCAAACGGGUGUCAUCCGAGGGUCAAAAUCUGAGGCUGGAUCUUUCGAACAAGUUUCAAGAUGCAAUUAAGGACGUAAGCAGCAAGCUGGAAGAACAAAAAGAUGAAUGUCUAUUGCAGUUGAAGGAGAAUGAGAUGUUAAAGAGCAAGUUGAAGCAACUUGCAGAUCAGUAUACUCUCUCUGAACAUCAAUUUGCAAACAAGAUGAAGCAAAAGAGUCUUGAACUUCAGCUUGCUGAUUUGAAAAUUAAGCAACACGAGGAGAAAUCACAGCAGGAACAGUCCCAGAUGAAAAUUUAUGCUGACCAAGUGUCGCAAUUACUGGCAACAGAGAAGAACUUACGGUUGCAAUUGACUGCCGAUGGAGAAAAGUUCCAGCAGUUCCAGGAAGCUUUGCUGAAGAGCAAUGAGGUUUUUGAAACGUUUAAGCAAGAUAUUGAGAAGAUGGCAAAAUCAUUAAAAGAACUCAAGAAGGAGAAUGCUUUCUUGAAGGGCAAAUGUGACAAGUCAGAUGUUACUCUUAUAGAACUUGCUGAGGAGCGUGAAUUCUUGAAGAAACAGUUGGAGAAAACAAGGAACCAGAAAGAGAAGCUAGAAGCAUUGUGUAGAUCGCUUCAAGCAGAAAGGAAAGCACAUUUAUUAGCUUCCAGCAACUCAGAUUCAGUUAAAGCUUGAAGAUUUCUUUAUAUUAAAUCAUACUUUGAAGGUUUUGGCUGCACAUAUUGAAUCAAGAAACGAUCCGUCUGAUUUACUCUUUUUUUCUAUUCUUGCUACUAUUUCUAUUUUUGUUGCAGGGAAGGAAACAUUUCAAUUUGUUACCACUAACCUGGUACCAAGUGACAAUAGAUUACCUAGAACCAUCUUGUAGGGGAGAAUGUUGUUUUCCUUGAUUUACCAAGCGUAUGUUGAAUGAAUCCGUUUAAUCUCUCUGCUCAUUUCUUUUAA